AUGUCGGAUAGCAAUUACCCAUCCUGGUUCCAGUCAACAGAAGACGGCGAAUACCGCGCCGCACGCCCUCAUGCAGAGGUUCUGCAACGGCUUUUGUCAAACACGAUUGAUUCAGCUACCGCAGCUAAUAAGCUGAUAUCCCUUGACUACACGAAUGACGAUACGCCAUGGGCCCUCUGGAAUGUCAUCUAUGAGGCUGCCGCCGAAUUUUCUUCAAGCCAUUCCCCAUUGCUGGCCCUCCUGACAGAUGUACAAAGUUUGGAUUCACAACUAUCUGAAUUCGCACCUAAAGGUACACCACGAGAAUGGUUCGCCUGCUUCGGGAGCAUGUGGCGCGAUAAAUGGGAUAUGCUUUCACCCAGUGCAGCAUCUGGAUGGACCGUGUCUGCAUCCCAGACACGGCGCCGAUGGAUCAAUAUAAAUGCCUUUUCAGCAAAGCUUUUAGCCACUACUUCUUUCAGUCGAGGCGCGAAGCUCCGUGCUUUGGGUUUGAGUUUAUUUAAGAAAUGCUUAGAGACGGAUCCAAACACGUACAAAGAGAUGAAACGUCGCACACAAUCCGCAGUCCAAAGAGAGCCACCUUGGAACAAAAUGGACCUGGGAGAGAUCUUGGCAGCCGAUUUGUGUGCCGCUGCACAAUGGCUCAUACAUGCUGAAGGGUUGAUGUGGGAGGAUGAUCGGCUCGAUGAUACCGAUUUCAUUCGGAUGGUCCUGCCCGGUCAAACUGAUCUUUGGAAUGGAAGCCAGGGGUUGACGGAAGAACGAUGGCAGCUGUGGAAGGAACGGUUCUUGUUCAUGGCAGAAUCCGAGGAUAUUGGUCCGGACGCACAACGGGUUGCACGGAAGGCAGGGCAGAUUAUGGGCGCAAUUCAUGACGUGAACCGGUACGAUAUUUGA
Penicillium concentricum is the source of this 897-nucleotide messenger RNA. Its product is annotated as DUF3632 domain-containing protein. NCBI's taxonomy places the organism in Eukaryota, Fungi, Ascomycota, Eurotiomycetes, Eurotiales, Aspergillaceae. The record is from RefSeq and is a predicted model, not a curated record. The coding region runs from base 1 to 897 and encodes 298 amino acids. The transcript has a single exon.